AUGCCUCAUGUGGUUUCUUUGUCAAAUCAAGGGAAGUGGAAGGAAGGUGUGUUGACUGGGAACUUUGCCGAUGCUGAAUUUGGAUUCUUGGGAUCAUUCCAAGAAUUGCUGCCCGAAGGCGGCGGUUCUUCGAAAUCGGAAAAGAAUAAGAAGAAAAAGAGUGAAGAUCAUGAAAAGUCCAAGAAAAACGUAGACGUAGAUGUACAGAAGCUGGAUGACGAAAAAAAGAAGAAGAAGAGGAAAAGGAAGAAAAACACAGAGGACAAAGUAGUGGAAGAUUUGGGAGAUAAUUUGAAGAACGCGCAGAAAUCCGAGCAGACAGUUGAAAAAGAAGCAGAGCAGAAGAAGGAGACGAAGAAGAAGAAGAAGAAACGAAAGCAAGAAAAGGAAAUCAGCUCAACACCUGCCAAAAAAGUAAAGUUUUCUGCUGAGGUCACGGUGGCCGAGGCUGAAACAAGCGAAAAGGAGAAUAAUGUGACUGUGGUUGCCAAGAAAGAUGAAGAAGCAAUUCAGCGAAUUGUUAUUGAUGAUGAGGACGAAGAGAAUGUGGAAGAUUCCUCAAAACAGAAGUCAUCAUGGGAAGAUCUUUAUCUACCUGGGCCUGUGAUGAAGGCGAUAAAAGACCUGGGCUUCCAAAACCCCACAGAAAUCCAACGCCAAGUUUUACCAUUAGCGGUAAGGGAUCGAUGUGAUGUUCUGGGUGCAGCCGAAACGAAGAAGAAGAAGAAGAAGAAGAAGAAACGAAAGCAAGAAAAGGAAAUCAGCUCAACACCUGCCAAAAAAGUGAAGUUUUCUGCUGAGGUCACGGUGGCCGAGGCUGAAACAAGCGAAAAGGGGAAUAAUGUGGCUGUGGUUUCCAAGAAAGAUGAAGAAGUAAUUCAGCGAAUUGUUAUUGAUGAUGAGGACGAAGAGAAUGUGGAAGAUUCCUCAAAACAGAAGUCAUCAUGGGAAGACCUUUAUCUACCUGAGCCUGUGAUGAAGGCGAUAAAAGAUCUGGGCUUCCAAAACCCCACAGAAAUCCAACGCCAAGUUUUACCAUUAGCGGUAAGGGAUCGAUGUGAUGUUUUGGGUGCAGCCGAAACGGGCAGUGGCAAAACUCUAGCGUAUGCGAUUCCAAUGGUGGCUCGUCUCCUUGAGAUGUCCGAGCAACCGCAGUUAAGUAGAACAGGCCCAAAAGCGCUAAUAUUGGCCCCAACACGAGAGUUGGUGGUACAAGUUAUGAAACAUGUGUCAGCAAUGCUCAAAUAUACAAAUUUUAAGGUUUUUCCUAUCGUAGGUGGAUUGGCACAAGUACGACAAGCACGUAUCUUGAAAGAACGAAAGCCGGAAGUCAUAGUUGCGACACCAGGAAGACUUUGGGCUAUGAUGAAGGAAGAGGUGAAUUUGGGAAAGUUGAAAGUCGUAUUAAAAGCUCUGAAACUCUAUAUUGAUCUCCUACCUUCGUAAAA
Strongylus vulgaris is the source of this 1448-nucleotide messenger RNA. Lineage: Eukaryota; Metazoa; Nematoda; Chromadorea; Rhabditida; Strongylidae. The record is from the annotation of a GenBank genome assembly.